ACACUCGGUGACUCAACCUGCUCAGUAAACAAACUUUUCUGUUGGGUGGGGGUGUCAAAGUCAAUUUCAAAGAUUAAGGAACCUUAAGAAAGGAAAGUGGGGGUGGGGCAAGGGAGAGGCUUGAAAUGGCUGGCCCAUCAUUACUGUCAAGACAAGAUGGGGGAGAAUCUUAAAAGUUUGGAAGGAGGAAAGACAAGUUACCUUGGCUAAUAGGAGCUGUUCAAGAUAUUAAAGGUAAAGGUACCCCUGACCAUUAGGACCAGUCGUGACCGACUCUGGGGUUGUGGCGCUCAUCUCGCUUUACUGGCUGAGGGAGCCAGCGUACAGCUUCCGGGUCAUGUGGCCAGCAUGACUAAGCCGCUUCUGGUGAACCAGAGCAGCGCACGGAAACGCCGUUUACCUUCCUGCUGGAGCGGUACCUAUUUAUCUACUUGCACUUUGACGUGCUUUCAAACUGCUAGGUUCAAGAUAUUAGGAGCAUCUACAACAGAAGGCACAGGAAGGAACCGGCCUGGGUGAAAGCAGGAAAGUUUAGGCAGAGCCCAAAAAGAGUGAGAACAAGGCAAUGAAAAGAAACAAUGGAAGAGGAGAAACCGUUGGGGCCAGAGAGAAAGCACACUUAAAAAGUGAGGACUGGAGACUUGAAACCGGUGUGGAGGUUGAACCUCUGUCAUAAGCCUUGGAACUGGCUUGAUGACCGCACCAUUGCACAUUUCCUGUUGCCAGCAGCAGUUGUGAAACUCCCCAGGGUGGGGUCUGGUGAAGGGAGGAAUCUUGGUGCCACUAAUGAUGGCUUGCAGCUGUCCAAGUGUCCAAAGGUCUCCCUGGGUUUAGUCUUAUAAGUCACAGAGCUUCCUGAAAUCUCUCCCGCUCGCCCUGAAACAGCUCCGCUCCAUUUGCAGCAAUGUGGCUCUCCGGACUGGCUCUCUGCCUGGGGCUGGCAUUCGCCGGUGCCAUCAUCCCAGGUAAUGUGGCAGGGUUGUGAGGCUUGCGUCUGCCCAUCAUCCACUCUACUGGGUUGGUACCAGAGCUUAAGGAGAUGGACAUGACCAGGGUGCUGAAAGAUUAGGGUGUUCGGGUCAUGCCCAGGGUCUCCUGGGGUGUCCUCAGAAUGGGCAGGUUGGAUCUAUCAAGAGAGAUCUCUCCACCUGGGAUUUGUGAGGAAAGUUGCCCCACUUGAAUUAUUGCCUGGUGUGUACUGUGAAGUUCAGGGGCGCUGAGCGACUUUGGAGUGGGUCUCUUUUGUAGAUAAAUUUUUAUUGUUUUCAUCAUGUAGUUCUUUUUCCAACAAUCCUUAUUAUCACAUUAUAAUCCCUUUGACUCUGCCGAGUCCUGACUUCCCUCCCUCCCAACCACUGGUAUAUACAUCACAUACUUUUUCCGUAUAUUAUUAUCAUAACUCUACUGUUUUACAUUGAAGGUGUUAUUCCAGUCCUGCUAGUGUCUUAAUAUUUUUGUUGUUCUCCUUUAUAUAUUCAAUAAAUUUGUUAAAAUUGUCAUUGUAUCUCUGGUCCUCUUGGUCCCGGAUCCUUCCUGUCAAUUUGGCAAGUUCCGCAAACUCUUACCAUCUUCACCUGCCACUCCUGGAUGGUUGGAAAAUCUUGUGUUUUCCAUCUUUGGGCCAGUAAAGUUCUUGCGGCGACUGUGGCGUACAUGAACAAAUUCUGGUCUUUUAUUUUAAUUUCUCUUCCCACCAGUGGGUCUGUUUUGUUGCAGUUCCCAUCUGCUAUGGAAACCCCUGAAACAUGACCCAAAGUCAUUGAAAUACAUCAGAGUGGACUCACCUUCCUUGUAGGUUUUUAAGCAGAGGUUGGAUGUCCAUCUGUCACGGAUGCUUUAGCUGUGAUUCCUGCAUUGCAGGGGGUUGGACACUGAGGUCCAGCUCCGAGGGGCUAGUGGCAGUUCCCUCCCUGCAAGAAGUGAGGUUACAGGGAACCAGGCAGAGGGCCUUCUUGGUGGUGGCGCCCGCCCUGUGGAACGCCCUCCCAUCAGAUGUCAAGGAAAUAAACAACUAUCUGAAUUUUAGAAGCCAUCUGAAGGCAGUCCUGUUUAGGGAAGUUUUUAAUGUUUGAUGUUUUAUUGUGUUUUUAAAAUUCUGUUGGGAGCUACCUAGAGUAGCUGGGGAAACUCAGCCAGAUGAAUGGGGUAGUAGUAGUUGUAGUAAUAAUAAUAAUAAUAAUAAUAAUAAUAAUAAUAAUAAACAGUUAUUAUUAUUAGAUGACCCUCUGGGUCCCAAGUCUACAAUCCUGAUUCAAUGCGCUUAUGUAAUCACUGUAUACAGAUCAGCAUAUUUCACCCCUUCCGAUAGAACAUAAAGGGUUCUCCGUUUUCUUAAAGUAUUCUUCCAUCGCUUCCCUUCCCCAAUCAGUAUGUGGAACGUGGAACUGUCUUUCAUGUCGUUUAUCUGGUCGUUCAUUAAUAGUAGUGAUACACUUGGCUUCUCUCCAAUAUGUUGCAUAUCAAGUUCCACUUGUCGAGGGUUUACAGAUAAAUAAUUUCCUUAUCAGAUACUGGGAUAUUCUGCUGAAUGUCUGUUGAAAAAGAGGAUAGGCUCUAAAAUUGAAGCCACAAGGUGUUUAUCUAUUGUAACUUGCAUUUUCAACUUCAAACCAAUAUGUCUGUGUUACUGAGCAUAUCUACUGCGCAUGGGGGACGGGACUUAUUUUAUUUUAAACAUUUCCAUACUGCCCUCCAGUUGAGAAAGUCUCAGGGCAGUGUGCCAAAAUAAUAAUAAUAGUGAAGAUAUUAACACUGCAAAAUAAAACUGCGGAAGUACCUAUUAAAAUUGGGGGAGGGGACAUGCUUGCACCAAUGGUUCUGACUCAGAACAAGGCAGCUUCCUAUGUGUAAAAAUACGUCUCUCUAAUUACUACGCACAGCUAAAUCAGCUUAUGUGUCUACCUUUCUGUCUAAGAGUUCUUACUUUGGAAUUAUGCUCCCAGCCACAGAAAUAACUGAGACAAUUGCACAUUCCUUCCUUGGUUUCUCCUGCCUCCCAUCCCCUCAGGUGUAUUGAAUUUUGAAUUGUAAGCUCCUUGGGGCAGGGGCCUCUUGUACUCUGACCUUAUAAGUGUCAUGUGCACUGAUUGCACUGGAUAAGUGAUAAAGAAAGCCAAUUAAAUUUCACUCUCUAUAAUCAUCCUAAAAUAGACACUUGUUUUGGCUGCCAGGCAAAACAUCUUGAGUGUAAUAAAAUUUAUCAAGGUUCAAUAGUGAUUGCCUGGAUGAAUCGGUCCAAAGUCUACGGCUCCAUUUGGAGCAGGUGUUUGAAGUUGAAAUAAGCAAGUUCUAUACCUGGAGCAAGUUCUCCGUUCACUGUGUUUGUUUUUAGUAUUUGGUUGAAAGAAAAAUGUAGGUAUGGUAAAAUAAAAAGGAGAAUUCCCUGGUUGCCUAGAUCAAGGCUUGUGGCAAGUACUCUUUGGUGAGAGAGCCCCAGCAGAAAUUUAAAAUCACAAAACAGGCAGCAAAGUAAAAUGUGGAAAUAUAGGCUGCUCGACCUUUAAAAUAUCCCCUUCUAAAGUUGCUUCCAGAGUUCCUCUUCCCUUAGCAUAGAAAGAGACCACACAUUUGGUAAGUUAAAAAUGGUUUACUUACAAACUCUUCAAAGGUCAGAUUCAUGUGCUUUUCCAUACAGCAGCAAGAAAAGACAGGCGGUAUAGCUUUGGUUCCAAAAUGGUAAAUGUUUCUCAAUUAUUUGUACAGAAACACAAAGAUGGCUUGCUGAAGCCACACAGUCGAAGCUUGGAGCAUCCAGCUUAGACCUCUUACUGGUAGGGUUUGUAUGGUGGAAGAGUAGGAAGUGGGAGAACAGAGUUUGGUAAACCAAGGUGAGGGGAAGCGAUCAAGCUAAGCCUGGCAGGACAGCUUACUUUAUGGUCUUAACCCCUUCAUGCAGUAAUGAGACUUGAGCAUGUUGGUUAUAUGAGGCUGAUUUAUCCCACACACUGUUCAUUCCUGGUUCUCCAGGCCUCAACACUCCUCGUUUUCUGGGGAUUUGAUACGCAAUCUCUCCCUCACCAGUUAUUUGCAGGUUGCAUUUGCUUACUAAGAUUGCUUCCAGGCUUCCAGUAUUUUGCAGGAGGAAUACGAGCACAUACUAGACAUUAAGGUCUGUGCAGUUAAAGUGGCUCUGCUUUCCUAGGGCAACAAAUCCACUUUUUAAACAACAGCAAACUUUGUGCAGUUUGGAAACUGACAAGCAAGCAGGUGUGCUGAAAAGUGUGUGGUCAACAAAUGUUGAUCCACUUCUGGGCACCCCAGUUUAAGAAUGAUAUUGACAAUCUGGAAUGUGUGCAGAGGAGAGCAACCAAGAUGAUAAAGGAUCUGGAAAUCAAGCCAUAUGAGGAGCAGUUGAGGGAACUGGGUAUGUUCUGUCUGGAUAUGAGGAGUCUGAGAGGAGAUAUGAUAGCCAUCUUCAAAUAUCUAAAGGACUGUCACAUGGAAGAGGGAGCAAGCUUGUUUCUGCGGCUCCAGAGGGUAGGACCCCAACCAAUGGAUUUAAAUUGCAAAGAGGAGAUUCCGACUAAACAUCAGGAAGAAUUUUCUGACAGUAAGAGCUGCUUCACAGUGGAACAGACCCCCCUUGGAAGGUGGUGGACUCUCCUUUGGAGAUUUUAAGUAGAUGUUGGAUGACCAUCUCUUGUGGAUGAUCUAGCUGAGAUUACUGCAUUGCAGGGGUUGGACUAGAUGACCCUCAGGAAUCCCCUCCGAUUCUAUGAUUCUAUACUUCUAUGAAUGGGAAGGUGUAUAUCCUCCCUGCAGACAAAUCAAUACUAACCAAUCUAUCCUUCAUGUAGGCUUUGUGGAAGCAGAUCAGGAUGAAGUUCAAUAAACCAGUCAUCUGGGGGAGCCAAUAAGAAAGGUUUGCACUGCCAACCCUAAUUCCUGGUUGUUGUUUUCUGUUCCUCAAGCUCAAGAGGAGAAGCCCUCCUUCUGGAACCAGCAGGCUCUCAAGGCCAUCGAGCAAGCCCUGAACCUCCGUCCCCGGCACUACAAAGCUAAGAACCUCAUCCUCUUCCUGGGAGAUGGUAAGUGGGCAAAACGCUUGGGUUGCGCUCCCCUGUCUAUGUAGCAUGAGCAAGAAUAAAUUAUUCUCUCUGUGCAUGCAGAACUAAGCGCACACAGAACAAUGUGAGCCCCAGUGUAGAACCAAGUCAGCACUCCCAAGCCGAGGCUUCCCCAACCUGAUGCUUUGCUGAUGUUGUUGGGCUCCAGAAUGCCUGGAGGGCACCAGGUUGGGAACAGUGGUGUAGCAUGGGUUGCCAGAUCCUGGGGCAGCACGGAAGGAGAGAAACAGACAGAGUACGCUUGCGCAUUCAACUGCCUAAUGCAGUGAUUGCCAAACUUGGCCCUCCAGCUGAUUUGGGACUACACUUCCCAUCAUCCCUGACCACUGGUCCUGUUAGCUAGGGAUGAUGGGUGUUGUAGUCCCAAAACAGCUGGAGGGCCAAGUUUGGCUAUCACUGGCCUAAUGGCUUCUGUGUCACCCAGGAGAUCAUAGCCACAGAGAUAAGAAAAGAAAAACCAUUCCGUUGCCUGGAGAGGUCACUUCCUGGUUCUAGGAGAAGCUGUUUUCAACGGAGCCCAGUGAUAGAAGCACGCACCUGUAUUGAGGCAGCACAAGGUGUUGGGAUUUUGCGCCCCUAACAAUUUUGUGCCCAGGGCAACUGCCCCGUGGCCUCCCCCCACAUGUUACGCCACUGGUUGGGAAGGCUGCAUAGUCAAACAAGCUCCUUUCCCUGAGCCUUGCAUUUCCAAGAACCAGCCCCAAGGAUGCAGAAGCUUGCUUUCCUCUCCAGGUUGUGUUUGAUGCUGAUAAACCGAUUUGGACAGGAGUCCUAUAUCAAGGGAAACGCUAUCGGUGCAUUAAUGGCUCUCAUUAACUGGCAUUAAAUGUUCAGAAGGUGUGUGCCAUAAUGAUUUGCUGGUCGUGUUGCCAAUAGUCUUCUUUGGACUCUUGACGUGCUUGAUAAUUCAGGGAAACUCUGGUUCCAAAGUCAGGAAGGCAACAAUUCCGGAGGCUGCGAAGAUUAUGGGAACUGAUGGUUAUGCAAAUUAAGUGAGAUAAAUUAAUAACGUAAGAAGAUCAGGCCAAAGUCCCACCUAUUUCAACAAUCAUUUCUCACACUGGCCAACCUAUGGCAAGCAGGCCAUGAGUGCAACGUCAAUGUGUCACUCUUUUUUAAUAAUAAUAAUUUUUAUUAAUUUUCAAGUACAAUCCAAUAAUAGCCUCAUUAUAACAAUACCAAAGUAUAAUACAGUUACUAAUACCAAUCAUUCAAAUACCGAAUUAUAUAAUUUAGGUGCCGCCACCCCCACCCCGCAUGCUAGAAUUGAUAGUUUGAUUAUUUUCUUUAUUUCUGCGUUCCAAAAUCUUAUUAAUUUCAAUUUCAUAUCGGUCAAAGUAAUAAUCUCUUAUAGAACAACUGCAAUAUUAAUAUCUUCUAUUCGUAUUGACACAUUAAGUGAUUUAUAGAACUACCAGUGAGGCACUCUAACUAUAACCUUGUUCUUCCUGUGUGUGGCAAUUAUUCUGUCCGUGGUGUUUCUUCCUGUCCUUGUAAAAUGUUAUGUCUAUCUUUUCCUGUUUGUUGCUGUUAUCUGUCAUGCUUUGGGCGAAGCUGAUAUCCCAUUAUCGUUUCAGAAAUUUCUCCGUUGCUCUGUCCCGUGCUUUGUUGUUUUGCAACUUUAACAACAGCUGCAAAAAUCACUCUGUCCCAAUAAAUAGCCUGUCACUCAUGUUCCCCAGCUUUGUUUCCCGUGAAUUUGCUAAGGAGAGCCUGCAGGGUCAAGAAAAAAGUCCCAUCUAGUACAGUAUCUUGUUCUCACUAUGGUCAGCCACACACUCCAAUGGGGAGUCUGCAGUCAGAACCUGAGUGCAACCUCUUUGCCUCUGGUCAAAAACUGGGGUGCAAGCAGUGGUGGACCUACAUUUGGGGCCUCCUGAACUGUCACAGGGGCCCCUUCACAGCCAGCAAUGAGCUCUGGGUAACCUCUGUCAUCUUCUUCAAUUGGGUUGGUCCAUGACAGAUCUCCACAAAUUUUCCACGAGUUUGCGUUUUUUGGGAUCCACCUGAGGACUUGUGUGAACUCAUCGUUAUUCCUCUUUGUUAUGACCUCUGUUUAAAAGGGGAGGGAAGCAUCAGCCGCAGCAGAACAGCCAACUUAAACACAACACUCCACCUUUACAACAGCGGUGCUUCUGACUCUGAAACCUUGGGAUUGUUGAAAUAUAUACCAAAAACAAAUUAAUCAAUUUGAGUCAUGCAACUCAAAUUGGGGACUCAGCUACAUUAGUAAAAAAAACAAAACAAAAAAAACCCCAGUAUUUGGAAUGUGUUAUAAACAUGCAAUACCAGAUGGCAAUGAAGAGCAAAAAAAAAAUAAUAUUUGUGAUUUUCCACAGUGGUCCCCCCCCCUUUGUUAUAACGGUUUAAUUUCUGGCUUAUUUAUAGCAUUUUAUUCCUGUGUAUAGAUCCACCCUGGGUCUACUAGACCCCACUUUUGUAAGCAAUGUAGACUAAAGCUGCUUCUGGGGGCCCUCUGGGAUUGGGGGCCCUGGGGUAUAAGCUUCAUUAGUUUCAUAGUUGAUCCAAAGCACCAGUCCCUCUUUCAAACCAUCUUUCCUUCUGCUGCCUUAAGCUGGGUUAUUUUUUGUUUUGGUGAAGUCAGGGAGUGUGAAAUACCGUAUUUUUCACUCCAUAAGACGCACCUGACUGUAAGACGCACCUAGUUUUUAGAGGAGGAAAACAAGAAGAAAAAAUAUUCUGAACAAAACAGUGGAUGUAUGAUUUUUGUGGUUCAUGCUGUGGCCACACACAUGUGAUCUGAUGGUGAAUUUGGGUGACCCAAUGCAAAAAUCCUGAGGAUCCAUGUGGAUCCGUGCUUUGUAACCAUGUUUUUGCACCAUUGUGGCCCCAGGAAACAGUGGAUGCGUGAUUUUUUUGGCGCAAGCUGUAGCCAUGGACAUGCUAUGUGAUCUGAUGGUGAAUUUGGGGUGACCCAAUGCAAAAAUCCUGAGGAUCCAUGGGCUUUUACCUCCCCCCUCCCAGGCAGCCUCCUCUAGGUCCCUUAUCUCUCUUCUGAUCCCACCGAUCAGCUGUUUCCUUUCAAUACUCCCUUCCCUCUUGUUUGCCUUAGUGUCUUUUCCUUAACUGGAGCAGUUUUUUGCUCCUCCUUUUCUUCUAAUUUCUCUCCUUAUUGCUUUAGUCUUCCUGUUUCCCCCUUUUGCAAGUUUGCUGUCUUUACCUCCCCCCGACCAGGCAGCCUCCUUUAUCUCUAGCAUCCCUUAUCUCUCUCCCCGAUCGGCAAACGAUCAGCGGCUUUGUUUCAACACCCACUUCCCUCUUUAAAAAAAAAAAAAAAAAGGAUGAUCUGCUUUUCGCCCCUGGGCAAUUUCACUCCAGGGACCACGCAUUUGCUCCAUAAGACGCACAGACAUUUCCCCCUACUUUUUAGGAAGAAAAAAGUGCAUCUUAUGGAGCAAAAAAUACAGUAGAUGUCGUUUCUCUGGGAGGAAACUGCUCUGGGAACACUGUGUAUUGAGGGGCAUAAGAGGUGUUUGUGUCAGGAUCCUGUGGGCUGCAAACCUUCUCACUCUGUCUCCCUGUCAGGCAUGGGCCUCCCCACCAUCACCGCCACCCGAAUCCUGAAGGGAGAGAUGAAGAACCAGCUGAGCCCCCAGUUGCCUCUGGCGAUGGAUGCCUUCCCUUACGUGGCUCUUUCCAAGGUGCCUUCCAUCUGUGCUUGUUCCUGCAGUUUGGGGUGGGGGGGCAAAUGGCUUUCAGGGAAUCGUGCCUUUCUUUCCACUGAGAAGGUUCUUUUUCUCUACUUGAGGCCAAUCAGGCAGUAAUUCAGCAGGUGAAGCCUGUACUGACUGCACCUUCUUUGGGCGAGGCUCGUAGCUCAAGCUCUCACCUUGCAUGCAUGCAACUGCCAAGUGCAGUCUUAACAUAGCUGUCAACUUACAGAUUUGAAAAUAAGGGACCAGCAGCCUUGAAAAUAAGGGAUCAGCAGCCAAAAUAAGGGAUUUUCCAAGCACAGGUAUGUUCAACUUCUGAGCCCCUCCGAGCCAAAGGCAGAAAGCCCAGCCAGCAGCCAAACGAAGCCUCAAGCGGUGGUUCCCACAGCACAGCAACCCAGCAAAGGGGAUGCAGCAAGGAAAACCACCGUCACCUCUCUGAUGGGAAGCGCUGAGCAAAGGCGAGUCCCCAGGCAACGUGGCCGAUUUGAUUGGCACAAGGCAUGCAAGCUCCACCCCCCAGUCGUUCUUAGACUCCUUAUUGGGUGAGCAACGCAGCCAAGCAACACAGUUGGAGCCUCCCUCCUUCCUGACUGGCAGGGAGAGAGGGAGAGACAGGAGCCGCUUCCUUUGAAACCCGGGAAAUUUAAGGGACAUCAUCAAUAAGGGACAGCAGCAGGAAACAGCGCUGGGAUAAGGGACUUUCCCGCCAAAUAAGGGAUGGUUGACAGCUAUGAGUCUUAAGCAAGUUGGUUUGGGGAGCAUUGCUAGAAGAGGCAGCAGAGAGCCAGUAAAGGACCUGUGGCAGCUAUAUCACAUUUUCCCAUUCAUUGGCCAUGGAAAAGCAUCACAUGAUUGAAUUUUCACCUGCUGUCAAGUGUUGUCUGCAAUGACUGGUAACCUCUCUCCAGGGGUUGAGAGAGGGGUUCUUAACUGGAGAUGCUGAGGAUGGAAGCUGGGACCUUCCUCCUCAUGCAAUGCAGAUGCUUUGCCACUGAGCUACAGCCUUAGUCAAGGUGUGAUUGAGGAACCACAGAGAACCCACCAUCAAUGCAAGUGGGGCAAGUGUGGGAGACAUUUCCCUUGGGUGUUCAAGUGCGGAGACUCACACCCAAUUCCUAAUUAGAUUGUAUUCAGUAAUGCAUUACCAGACGGAGUCCUAAGAGUCUGCCAGAGCUUACCAGUGGCAUACACACUAUAGUGGAAAAACAUGUCACCUUGGCUGUCUCAUCCUCUUCCAACCACCUUACGGCCACCCCAUCACCCCACAAUUUCUCAUCCAGCCACAGUCCUUGGAAAAACUUACUCAACCCACUUUUUCAAACUCUACGUGCAAAACCCUCCAUGCACCUUACCUCAGUUGUUUUUCACUUUGAUGGUCAGCUGUUAGCUUCCAGCCAUGUGGUUUUGCCAUGUUCCUGCGUACGUGACACUGUUCUCGCUGACAGAAAUGCCACGUCACAAGCAAUUUUCUCAUGUCUUGUUCACGGGCUGCAGGAAACGGCUGCCUACCAUUCCCUUACCCCAACAGUAGGGCCGGCCUCCCAACAGCUCACUGGAGGGUGUGAGAGGGCAGCCUUUAAGCUUCUUCCCAGCCAUGUCUCCUUUGGUUUUGGCAGACGUACAACGUGGACCGGCAAGUGCCCGACAGUGCUGGCACUGCCACCGCCUACCUCUGUGGGGUGAAGGGCAACUACAAAACUAUUGGGCUGAAUGCAGCUGCCCGGGUCAGCCAGUGUAACACAACAGUUGGCAACGAAGUCGUGUCUGUGAUGCAGAGAGCCCGUGCAGCUGGUAAGAUGGAGGGCACAGAUGGAGAAACAGAGUCUCAUUCACACAAGGGGUGGGAUUAAAGCACGUUUAUUUCCUCACAAAGAACCCUGGGAACUGUAGCUACUAGCGGGCGCUGGGAGUAAACUACAGUUCCCAGGAUUCUUUGGGGGAAGCCAUGUGCCUUCAAUGUAUGUUGUGUCCAACACCCGGCCUGCUAGGUCUUCUUGAUGCUUUAAGAGAAAUGUUUUGAGUCAGGAUAAGGCCCCUGGGUCAGAGCCUUCUUGGGCCUGGAGGUGGAGCAGAGCAGUUUGUGGCAGAUCCAUUUGCCCUAGACGUACAGCUAAAAUGAACAUCAGAGGAAGUGGCGUUCAAGGAUUGAUGGAAUCAAUUUGCCACCCCAUGGUGGUUGGCAACCAUUUUUGUAGCCAUCUGGGUGGUUUGUCUGACUAAAGCUCUCUGAUGCUUGUAAGGAGUCACAACACCUCCAGGCCACCAGGGGGCAGCACCCCAACACUUGGUUACAGAAAUGUAUUGUGUGUGUGCCCCCCACCAACUUAAGGUAAAGGUAAAGGGACCCCUGACCAUUAGGUCCAGUCGUGGCCGACUCUGGGGUUGCGGCGCUCAUCUUGCUUUAUUGGCCGAGGGAGCCAGCGUACAGCUUCUGGGUCCUGUGGCCAGCAUGACUAAGCCACUUCUGGCAAACCAGAGCAGCGCACAGAAACGCCGUUUACCUUCCCGCCGGAGCGGUACCUAUUUAUCUACUUGCACUUUGACGUGCUUUCGAACUGCUAGGUUGGCAGGAGCAGGGACCGAGCAAUGGGAGCUCAUCCCGUCACGGGGAUUCGAACCGCCGACCUUCUGAUCAGCAAGCCCUAGGCUCUGUGGUUUAACCCACAGCGCCACCCGCGUCCCUCCCCCCCCCAACUUAGUUACGUCUUAUUGGGCUCAGGGUUUGCCCUCACACUUGCAAACCCUUAAUCCCAGAGAUGUAGAUGGUAAGCAUGGUCCUUUCAUACUUAGGGGAGGCACUCAGUACAUGCCCAGAAGCAUUGUCUUCUCCUUCCUCCAAGUUUCUGAUCAAAGAUGAAACCCCAGUUCAAUCUCUUGCCUGGCCCAGACAGUCCCUCUUGCAGACAAUCUCUCUCUCUGCCCAAUUUCAGGAAAGUCUGUGGGGAUUGUGACCACCACGCGAGUCCAGCAUGCAUCGCCCUCUGGGAAUUAUGCCCACGUGGUGAACCGGAGCUGGUACUCGGAUGCCGACAUGCCUGCCUCAGCAAUUUCAGAAGGCUGCAAGGACAUCGCUCAGCAACUUGUUAAAAACGUCAACCUGACGGUGGGUUGUGGAGAGGGAAAGCAAACCUCCACCUUUCUGGGCUUGCAAUCCACUCCUGCCCUCUCUGCUCUGUUAUCCUGCUUAGGGUAAGCUGUGGGGCAGCUUUUGCCAACCUGGUGCCCUCUCCCCACUUGCGACUCCCUGCAGCUGUAACACUGCAUUCUUCCUUCCUGCCUGGGCGUCCCCCUCUUCCCCAUCACGCUUCCAAGCUGACCACUGUUGGUUUCUAUUUCCCUCACUGAGCAGCAACUGCAGUCACAAGACAUUGUUUUACAUUCCACAGUCUGUACUGUUGGGUUUUCUCACGGGAAAGGGAGACUGGAUGUGACGUACACUGGUUUCCUGUUUUUUUCACUGUGUGAUUCUCUCCGAGCUGAGAGAGGAGAGAGGAUGCAUUUUCUGCUCUUGCAGAGGCAAGAUGUCUUUCUGUAAUAUACCAGCUUUGAACUGUAAAUAAAGCAAUAUGGAGUAUGUAACACAUUUUCCUCAUCCUUCCGCUGGGCACGACAGACUCUGCUUUAAAUCAACACGUGGUUAUGGACUCCAGAGGUCGAAUCGGAGUGCCGGCAAAGGAUCGGAUUGCAGAGGGACGGAUCGGAAAGGAAUCUGCUCUGCGCGUAGAAGUGAUUGAUGAGGUAUGUGCUACUGCUCCGGGCAGCCUGCCAGCUUCAAGAUAAUGGCUUUAUGGCUGGACUUUGAACUUUUAAAGCCGGUUUUGCCGGGAAUAGGCAAAAGGCUCCCAGGCACAAGUCACUAUGCUGGGGAAAUCGUAGUAACUUUUAAGUGUGCCUUUGGAUAAGGCAGCUGCAGCAGUGACGCAGCAAGAUUUAAAGCAGCAUAUGACGCUGAAGGCUAAUGCCAGAGUCAUGAUGGCCCUUCAGGAUGCUUGUGGGAUUCCUAAGCUCAACAAGAAAAAUUACAGCGACUGGGUUCAGUAUGCAGAGGCAAUUCUGCGGAAAGAGGGUUUGUUUGAGGUGAUUACAGGAACCCCCAGUUCCAGUUACAGAUGCAUGGGAAGCUAAGGAUUCCAAAGCAAGGGGAACUCUUACAUUGAUAGUAUCCCCAGAAGAGCUCUGUCUAUUGCGUGAUAAGACCUCAGCCAGAGAAAUUUGGGACGCUCUGAGAGAGGCUCAUUUAAGGACAGAAGCUGGAUCAACUAUGUUUUACUUUAACAAGCUGCAUAAUAUGGCUCUUGCUGAAGGUGGAGAUGUACGUUUACAUCUAAUGGAGAUGCAAAAUCUGAGACAUGAGCUGCAGCAGAGAGGACUCAACUUUCCAGAGGCUGUGUAUUCUUUCAUGAUACUACAAUCUUUGGGUUCAGGUUGGGAGUCUGUUGCAACCCAGAUUGCUGUGCAACCAACAGCUCAGCUGACAGUGGACUUUGUUACUGCCGUGAUUUUAAAUGAAGCAGAUCGCCGGGGUGCAAGCUGCAUGGGCAAGGGGGAGUCUUCACAGACGUCAUCCCAUAGUGCAGUGGAACCACCAGAUGGCGCCAAAGCUAUGAAGGCAGUGAAAUGCUACUCGUGUGGACGUCUAGGCCAUAUGAAGAGGGAAUGCAGACAUCCCAGGGCCAAGACAGAGCAGCGCAGCGAAAGCUCAUCGCGUGGAAAAGGCCGAGGCAAAGGCAAAGGUCCGGUGUCUAGGACAACGCAGCACAAGGCUAUGGUUUCACGCUUCACUCCAAAGGUUGCAGAGGUCCAGAAGACGUCUAGAUCUUUCUUCGUUGUUGAUUCAGCGGCCACCCACCACAUGUGCAACGAUAAGAAACUGUUUGUGUCUUUUACACCGCAGGAAGGUGCGAUUCACCAGGCGGAUGACCACACUAUUCCCAGUAAAGGCUACGGAACUGUUGUUCUUCACAGUUUGGACUUAUCGAUACAGAAUGUGCUUUACGUGCCAGACGCCAAACAUAAUCUGCUCAGCGUUGGACAGCUGAAUGAGCGGAACAUUGACGUUUCCUUCAAGAACAAGAAGUGCAUCAUCACAAAGAAAAAUGAUUAUGUAUUGCAUGCAGAAUAUGUUGAUCAUUUGUUUGUUUUGUAUUAUGAUGAUGUGGUGCAGGAUGACACUUGUUGCAUUGCAGGUUCUAACAAAAGUUUGCAUGCAGAAUGUAUUCACGAUUUUCAUCGCAAAUUUGGUCAUUUGCAUUUUGAGGCAGUAUCUAAAAUGCCUGCCUUGGUUGAAGGUAUGACUAUUAAACCCUGCAGGUACCACAUGAAGUGCAAAGCAUGCGCAGCAAACAAAGUGAAAAUGGCUGCGAAAGGUAAGGUGUCUAGUAGGAAAGCUACAGAACCAUACCAGGUUGUUCAUGCUGAUUUGGUUGGACCACUAUCGCCCUCUUUGGGUGGAAAUAGAUACUUCAUGGUUCUCAUUGAUGCAUUUUCUAGAUAUAUUUUUGUGUACAAUCUCAAGCAGAAAUCGGAGGCUUUUCCUAGGUUCAAGGAAUUCUGUGCUUGGUUGGAAAAUGUGCAUGGUAAGAAGAUAAAGACUCUUUUCAGUGAUCGCGGGGGGGAAUUCACUUCUCAGCAGUUUGAAGCUUUUCUGACUGAGAAAGGAAUUCAACACGAUUUGUCUAGUCCUCGCUCGCCAUGGCAGAAUGGACUUGCGGAACGGGCAAAUCAGACAUUGCUUCAAGGCUUAAAAACCUUGCUGCAUGAUGCCAAUCUUCCAGAGAGUUAUUGGGCCGAAUCUCUCUCGUGUUUUGUUUACAGUUACAAUCGCAGAUUAUCUUCAGCGAUUGGUUGUACCCCCUAUGAGAAGAUGUUUGGCAAGAAGCCAUACAUCAAACACAUGUGGGUUCACUCACCACAAAACUCCAAGUUAGACAAGCGUGGAUUGCAUGGUAUCUUUCUAGGUUAUCAGAAAGGGUCUUACAGAAUAAUGAUGACUGACUCUAAGACAAUUAAGCUCACGAGAAGUGUUGAGUACAAUGCAAAGUGGGGGAGAAUGUGGGAAUUUUCCAAUGUUAUCCUGAUGACGGUGAUGAGACUGAGGAUAGUCAAAAGCAACCACAACAACCCACACCCACUGAUGAAGGUUCUGAGUCUGAAUCUGAAACUGAAUCGGGUGAUUCAGAGGAUUUCAAGAGUGCGAAAGCCUCUAUGCGACCCUCUGAAAGCUCUGAUCAAGAAUUGGAGGAACCAUUGUUCACAAUAGGUCGUUUUUCUCCUAAGAAGGAAGAGGAGAGUGUUGAAGACUUAAGGCUAAUUCGUAGGUCACAGAGAGCCACAAAGGCAAACCUCCAAAGAGAUUUGCUGAUGAGUUUGCUAAGAUAGCAGUAACAGCUGUUAAAAGCUCCAAGAAGGUAUUUGAACCUUCAAGUUUCCAAGAAAUCCAGGGUUUGGAUUCAAAGGAAGCUGAGCCAUGGUUAAAUGCCAUGAAGGCUGAGCUUGAUUCCUUAGAAAGGAACAAAACAUGGGAGCUAGUUCCAGUAGUUCCAGGAAUGAAACUGCUUGGAAGCAAAUGGGUCUUCAAAGCGAAGACAGAUCAAAAUGGCAAGAUAGUCAGACACAAAGCCAGAUUGGUAGCCAGAGGUUUUGCACAGGUACCAGGUGAAGACUAUCACGAGACCUAUUCACCCACAGUGAGAUAUGAAAGCAUUAGGCUUAUGCUCAAGCUAGCUGCAGAGGAAAAUCUACACAUUAGUCACCAUGAUAUUAAUACAGCUUUUCUGUACGGAUCUCUAGAUGAAUCACUUUAUAUGCUUCCACCUGAUGGCGUACAGGUAAAACAGGGAUUUGUUUGUGCUCUGAAGAAAUCCCUUUAUGGUCUCAAACAAAGUGCACGGUGUUGGCACACAAAACUCACUGAAGUAUUGUUUUCUCUAGGUUUUCAGCAAGGAAAGCUGAUCCAUGUGUAUUUGUCAAAGAGGAGGGGCAAAAGAAACUGUACUGUUUGUUUUAUGUUGAUGAUUUAUUAUUCUUUUGGAAAGAUGUCGCAAUGUACAAUAGCGCCCUAGCUCAACUGAAAGAGCACUUUGACAUGAAAGAUCUUGGUGAGGUAAACAACUACCUAUCUCUGGAAAUAGAGAGAGAUCAAGAUGGUAACAUUCUAGUACACCAGUCACGGAAAAUUGCUGAUGUGUUAAGCAAACUAAAUAUGAUGGAUGCUAACCCUGUAGACACACCGAUGACAACAGGUCAUCAGGUAGAUGACACUGAAGAAGCAUUUUCUGACACUACACUGUACAGGAGUGUGCUAGGCAAGCUAAACUUCAUUGCCAGAUGUUCAAGACCAGACAUUGCUGUUAGCUGUAAUUUGCUAAGCAGACAAGUCAACAAUCCUAGUGUCAAGGAUUGGAAAGCUCUGAAACGCAUAGCGCGGUAUUUGAAAGGCACUAUGCAUUACAGACUGAGAUUUAACAAUCAGAAGUCUGGUGGUCUUGAGAUAUUUGCAGAUGCAAGUUUUGGAAGUGACGCUACAGACAGGAAAAGUACGUCUGGAGUUUGCUAUAUGUACAAUCAGAGUCUGUUUGAUUGGUCAUGCAAGAAGCAAACAACAGUUAGCUUAAGUACUUGUGAAGCUGAACUGAAUGCACUGUCUUAUUCACUUAAGGAUUGUGAAUGGUUAGUACAAUUGUGCAAAGAUAUGAAAAUUCCUGUCAAAUGUCCAAUCCAGGUUUACCAGGACAACAAAGCAUGUUUGGCUUUGCUGAAGUCUGAAGGUUGUAAGCAAAGCACAAAGCACUUACAAUUAAAGUUGCAGCAUGCUAGGGAAUGUAUUCAGAAGGGACUCGUAACGGUGUCCUAUAUGCCAGGUAAUGAAAUUCCUGCUGAUGUAUUGUCCAAGAUUGUAUCAAGGGAUCAACACUGUACCUAUGUGCAGAAGUUGGGUUUGUACUGAUAUUGUGCGAACACGCUGCCCAGUGAUGUUCACAGAAAGGGGAGGAUGUUGGUUUCUAUUUCCCUCACUGAGCAGCAACUGCAGUCACAAGACAUUGUUUUACAUUCCACAGUCUGUACUGUUGGAGUUUCUCACGGGAAAGGGAGACUGGAUGUGACGUACACUGGUUUCCUGUUUUUUCACUGUGUGAUUCUCUCCGAGCUGAGAGAGGAGAGAGGAUGCAUUUUCUGCUCUUGCAGAGGCAAGAUGUCUUUCUGUAAUAUACCAGCUUUGAACUGUAAAUAAAGCAAUAUGGAGUAUGUAACACAUUUUCCUCAUCCUUCCGCUGGGCACGACAGACUCUGCUUUAAAUCAACAACCACACAUUCUGAACUUACAUUUUGUACUUUUGUAACUUAGAUAGUAGUUAUAAACCUGCCCUUCCAUUUUUCUGCCAUAACUGCUGCUUCAAGACCUAGAUUAUGUAAGUAAAUACUACUUUUACUUCUUCACAAAACAAUGUUGUUUUAAAUGGGAGAUACCAGGGAAACCCACCCUGUCUUAAAAAAGCAUCCUGGAUUAUUGCUUCCAGAAGGUUAAAUCAACCUUGUUUUAGCUUCCAAGUUUAAGCUGCAAAACAUGGUAUUCUGUUGAUCUCACCCACUUGAGCAAGGAAGGAUAAUAACUAUAUCAUAUAUCUUCUCCCCGUGCCUGUAUAAAUCCAUUCCUACAGUGCACCUCUCGAGGUGUCCUUGCCCUGGGUCCCUUCAAACCUGGGAAAUCUCCUGCCAAGAUGGCUCCCCUGAGUGCUUGCUUUCGCUUGUGUGCACAUUCACACAACCCUUCGUACGACGUGUGACUUUCUUGACAGGUGAUCCUGGGCGGUGGCCGGAAGUACAUGACUCCAGCGGGCACUCAGGACCCCGAGUACAACACCAACUCCAGCAAGGGCAUACGCCAGGAUGGCAAGAACCUUAUCACAGAGUGGCUUAACUCCUCACCGGUAAGCUUAUCUCACCCAAAUGCUUUUGCUUUUGGAAUUGUGGACUUGACACGAGGAUGGUGUAAUAAAUGAAAAUCUGCCCUUAUUACCUUAUGCAGGACACAAGAGCCCUUAUAGAGUGCUUUGUAGGUUCUCCAUCGGUCGGAGAAAAGAACAGAGGCCAACCAGAGAAUAUUGAGAAGUAAAGCAGCUCAUAAGCCUGAUCUUUAUUGAUCUGUUGCAACAGGGUGCUCCCCUCACACGCAGGAAAGGAGGAGGAGCCAGAACCAAGGUGUGCCCACCCUUAUAUAGACAUUUUAAUUUGCCCGCCUUGGAGUCCAAGACCACCCCCAGAAACAUCAUACCCCAUCACAGAAGGGGUGUAGCUCAAGACCACCCCCCUCCAGAUACAUCAUACCUACAUCACAAAAAGGGCGGUCUACAGCAGAAAUCUGAGUGCGUUGUUUACCUCCUGUCAUUGUUUAUCUCCUGUCUGGCAGGUUACCUGUUAAUGCUUACCCUGGGGAGCCUGGCUAGUCCUUUGUAGUAACAAAUACCCAGUUCCUGAGCCAGGCCACAGGCUCACCCCAUUCAUACACAGAUAUACCCUUAAGACAGGAUUUGUGAAAGAAAAGACAAUGGGGAGGCUUUUCCAUUUUCCUUUGACCUUGCAGAGAAAACAUUUGGUCAGUUUGAGAGCCAAAAUGGCUCCAGGACUGCCCUCCUGCGCUGCUUCAGACAUGUGGUUCACAUAUUUAUGUACGUGUUGUACACCUCUGGAGCAUGUUUCUCCUCGCAAAGAUUUUCGGGCACCAUAGAGUUACAAUUGGGCCACACAGCCUGCCAUCAGGGGAGGGAUUGCAACUCAGCAGAAGAUUUGUGCUCAUGCUUAAAUUCAAAAGAUGCCAGGUUCAAUUCUUGGUACCUCCAGUUAAAAGGAGCACAUGACAGAGAGCUCUUUCUGCUUCAGAGUUUGGAGAGUGGCUGCCAGUCAUGUGGGGAGAAUUUCCCCUUGUGGGUUCAAGUAUGGAAGCUCACACCCAAUUCCCAACUAGUCAGACUUUAUUCAGCAAUGCAUUUCUGGACGGAGUUCUAACAUUCUGCGAGAGCUUAGAAUGCUCUCUGUGUAGGAAAAAUAUAGGAAAAAUAUCUGUGUAGGAAAGAGCCAGUGUGGUGUAGUGGUUAAGAGCGGUAGUCUCGUAAUCUGGGGAACCGGGUUCGGGUCUCCGCUCCUCCACAUGCAGCUGCCGGGUGACCUUGGGCCAGUCACACUUCUCUGAAGUCUCUCAGCCCCACUCACCUCACAGAGUGUUUGUUGUGGAGGAGGAAGGGAAAGGAGAAUGUUAGCUGCUUUGAGACUUCUUCGGGUAGUGAUAAAGUGGGAUAUCAAAUCCAAAUAUGCAAUCUUUGCUAUUUCAUUCUCUCCCCAUCCACCUUCUGCCACCCCGUCACCCCACAAUCUCUUAUCCAACCACAAUCCUUGGAAACACUUACUCAGCUCAAUCCUUUUUACUGUAUGCACAGAGCCCUUCUUGUGCCUUAUCUGGAGCUGUUUUUCACUUCAACAGCCAGCCGUUAUGGAACUCUAAAAGUAGCUCUUACCAGUCUUCUGGUCAGGUCUUGUUUCUGCAUACAUGAUGCUGGCCUAACUGAUAAUGGGUUUAACAAAAAUCCCACCUCACAGAGGGGACAAUAUUGGAGUAGACAGGCAAAUAUUCUCCAAAAGGAAACACAUUUUAAACUGUGGUGGAUAUAGCAAGCUAUGUUGGGCCUGAGAGGCGUAGAAAAUAUCCCCUCAAUUCUUUGUGUUUCUUCCUAGGGUACCAAGUACGUCUGGAACCGAACACAGCUCCUGAGUGCUGCAGACGACCCAGCUGUGAGCCGCCUCAUGGGUAACGGGUUCAAAUCCCCAUUUGCCUCCCAGUUUCUUCAUCCAUGGUGUCUUAGGCAGCUUACAGCUUUAAAGCACAUUAUUUCCCUCAAAGGGUUAUGGGCAAUGUAGUUCACCCCUCGCAGAGUGACAAUUCCCAGCAACCCUUAACAAACUACAGUGCCCAGAAUUCUUUGAGAAAAAGAAUAUGCUUUGAAUGUGCUUCAAAGGCACACACAGCCUUAUUCAGCCCUGUCUUGAAAUGCAUAUCACUCACCGCACUUCCCUGUUGCAGCGAUUAGAAGUGUUUUUCUCAGAAUGCAUUUCAGACCAGUUUAUAUGCACAGGAGAAUCAAGCAGAAAUCCUGGACCGAACUGCUUUGGGCUGCAGAUUUCCCUGUGUCUCUCUUCACGUGUGAAUGUUUCCUCAUGUAGGGAGUGAGGGAAGCCCCAUGACAUGUGUAAAAUUCCAGGAGUGAGGGUUUUGUGGCACAGCCUUCAGACCAGCACUUCUCUCCUCUCACGAGUCCCACCUGCACCCAAAAUGGUGCCUUCUGGGAAAAGCUGUAACCCUGGGGUGGGGAGCCAUUUUCAGCCCCGGAGACAAGCUGCUGGGGCCUGUCAAUCACCUGACAGCACAACAACCUCAGAGCUCCCGAGGGCUCCUUUGCAGCCAUCUCUUUUCCUGCCCCACACCUGGCUUCACAUAUGAUGUCGAGGUGGAUGUGGCUUGGAGAAAACUGUUCCGUUCAGAGUCCCUCAAGGCUGCGAACAGCGGGACUGCUGUGGCGUCCAGUCCGCUUCCACUGUGCCAACCUGCUUCUCCCGGCUACAGCAGAGAAUCUUGCGCAGUGGUGUCCCUGUGUGGAAGGAAUCUCAGCCAUGCAGUAAAACUCUCGUACAAUGGCUUCCUCUAUUCUAUGAUGCGUUCAUUGUACAGCAGGAAAAUGACAACAGCCAGGGGAAAGCGAAGACAUGCUUCUCCUGUCGCAGCCGAAACAGAAAGUAAAAACGUUCACAUAAUAAAGAUGCGAACACACCCCAGUGACAGGAUGCCAUUUCCCUUGAGCUGUUAAUCCUGUAAGCUCUGGGUAUCCUCACAAAAGCAGCCUCACAGGUCAAAACAGGACCCUGGAUAGUUCUUAUUUAAGCCAAGAGGCCGGAGGUUGCCCAGCUCUGCUGUAGCACUUGGUUCUGCCAGAUUGUGUGAACUGUGGCUUGGAGCGGGCUAGGAACGCAUUCUUUCUUCUGACAAAUCCUCUGUCUUGGGCUGGUUGGAUGCAGAGGAAUGGUGGGAGGAACCAGCUAGGGAAUCACCAGGGGAAGAAGACUCAGAACCCAGGGAGUGGUGGUGGGAUGACAAUGAGUGGACAGACGGAGAAGAGGGAGAGGAGUGGGAAGAGGAGGUGUCGGAAGCUGAAGAGGUAACAGGGCUCAGUGAGCUGGGAGAGUCUGUGGCAGAGAGAAGUCUAGAAUCAGAGACAGAAGCUGAAGCAGAAGAGGCCAAGAGGCAGAGAUGAGUCAGGCUGCUGAAGAGUCCCAGGUGUCUCCUACUCGUCCUGUGACAAGCUCCCCUCUUGCCUGGUCUCCCAGAACUAGGAGAGGCAUGAAAAGGGCGGAGGAGAAAAAUAGUGUUGCACAGGUGAAGUCUCAGAUCGCUUGGGGAAAACCCUGGAGAGGACUUAGACAGGAGCCUUCAGUCUUGGCAACUGCUUCAUGGGGGCCAGACCCACGGGGAUGAGCUGCUGUGCUUAUUAGGCCUGACACUCAACCAAGUCUGCAGAGAUCAUGUUAUUGCUAAUAAACACUUAACUCCAACUUUGAAUGGUGUGAUUUACUGCCAGCUGACUCUUGGACUUCCUCUCACGCUUCACGCCUCAAAACAGUCCUUUCUCCCAUGAUGCACUUAGAACAGGCUGUUGUUCUCUCUGUCAUCCCCAGGCCUCUUUGAACCUGGCGACAUGAAAUACGAGCUGGUCCGCAACAAUCAGACUGACCCAUCUCUGGCGGAGAUGACUGAGGUCGCCUUAAAGAUCCUCAGCCGCAACCCCGAGGGAUUCUACCUCUUUGUUGAAGAUAAGUUGGGGCAUCUUCUGGGCUGCGUUGACCAGGGUUUGGGUAGAAAGCAGACUGGGAUCUUGUAGUUAAAAAUUUGUAAACAGCUCAGUGAAAGGGGGAUCCAUUAACUGGGGCGAUUGCAGGUGUUUCCCCUGAUCUCUCUCCUUCUAAGUUGCCCUUUUCUCCGCACGAGGCAAGAUUGACCUGGGACACCACAACGGCAUUGCCAAGCAGGCUCUCACUGAGGCAGUGGAGUUCGACAAAGCUGUCCAGCGGGCAGGGGAGCUGACGCAAGAAGCCGACACCUUGACCGUGGUGACCGCUGACCAUUCCCACGUCUUUGGCUUUGGCGGCUACACGCUGAGAGGCUCCUCCAUCUUCGGUAUGGGGCUGGUGAUGAACCCGUCGGUUCUGGUUCUGGUGGGCUCAGCUGGAAGUGUGUGUGUGUGGGGGAAAGGGCCGUAGAUCAGGGUUAGAACACCUGCCUUGAAUGUAGAAGGUCCUGUGGGAUCUUCACAUAGGACUGAGGAAGCCCAUUCUGAAGCACUGGAGAGCCGCUGCCUGUCAGUGCAGACAACGCAGAGCUACAUGGACCAUUGGCCUGACUUAGGAUUGUAGAAUUGGAAGGGACCCUGAGAGUCAUCUAGUCCAGUCCUCUGCAGUGGGGAUAUCUCAGCUAAAGCAUCCACAACAGAUGAUCAUCUAAUCUCUGCUUUAAAACCUCCAAGGAAAGAGAGCCCACAACCUCCCAAGGGAGUCUGUUCCACCAUUGGUCCGCUCCUCAUGUCAGAAAGUUCUUCCUGAUGUUUAGUCGGAAUCUCCUUUCUUGUAACUUGAAGGCCCUUGGUUCAAGUCCUACCCUCCAGAGCAGCAGAAAACAAGCUUGUUCCCUCUUCCACGUCACAGCCCUUGAGAUAUUUGAAGGUGGCUCUCCGAUCUCCUCAGCCUCCUCUUUUCCAGGCUAAACAUAAGGCAGCUAUCUAUAUUCCAAAGGUCUUCAGAACUGUGCUCCAAACCACAGCCGCUGGAAGAAUAUGGUGGUAACAGUGCAGUGAGGAUGCACAGCCUCUUGGGCUGCAUCCAAAAGGGCCAUGGCUUAGAGAGCAAAGCCUGUGUUUUGCCUGCCAAAGGUCCCAGGUUCAAUACCUGGCAUCCCCAGUUAGGGGGGAAAAAAAGAUGUUUUCUAGUAGAGUUGAAAAAUACUUCUGCCGUAGAUCUUGGAGAGCCUCUGCUGCUCAGAGUAUUUUUUUUUUUUAAUGAUAUUUAUUAAUGUUUCAAAAAAAGGAUACAUAAAUAAGAGAGAGAAAAAAAUAAAAAAAGAAGAAUACAAAAUACAAAAAAAACAAUUAAAAACAAUUCCAUCUUUUCAUCACUUCUCUUUCAUUUACUUAUUUCCCGGACCUCCUCAUACCUCCCUUUUUUGUAUUCCAGUUCAAUUUAUUGGUCCAACAAUUCCUUUCCCUCCUUUUUAAUCCUAAUCUUUAAUCUUAAUAUAUUAUAGCAUUGGUUUUUUACGUAUUGAAAGUCCAAUUUUUCCAUAUUCUUUUAUACCGUUACAGCUAGAAACCACUUAACUUCAAUCCAACAUCAUUCUAACAUUCAUUAAUUUUACAAUAUUUCUGUAAGUAGUCUUUAAAUUUCUUCCAAUCUUCUUCCACCGACUCUUCUCCCUGGUCUCGGAUUCUAGCUGCUGCUCAGAGUAUUGAACUAGAUGAACUAACAGGCUGAGUGGCCCUCCAGGGAUAAAAUCAUAAAAUCGUCAAGUUGGAAGGGACCCCUGAGGGUCAUCUAGCCCAACCCCGUGCAAUGCAGGAAUCUUAGCUAAAGCAUCCAUGACAGACAGCCACCCAACCUCUGCUUUAAAACCUCCAAGAAAGGAGAGUCUACAAGCUCUGUCUGGCCCUCCUCAUCACCCUCUCCUUGGGUCAUGCCUUUCAGUGGCUCUGCUUCACACCAUGGGUGUUUUUGCCUGCCUGGAAUGUGCCCUUGAACUCAAACCAUGCCUCUCGCUUGUCUGAAUGGGGGUUAGGGGGUGUGUGUGCAAGUGUGUGUAGAAAGCAGCCUCCCACACAAAGGCAGAAUGGGCAUGCCCUGCUCCACCCACUUUUGCCCUUGGCCCCGCCCCCACUGGAAUUCGGCCCUUGGGAGCUUGCCCAGAAAGGAAACUGGCCCUUGGCUUGGAAAGAAGAUUCCUCACUGUCCACUACGCUCCCUCCACAGGCUUGGCCCCUGAAUUAGCAGCAGACAGGAAGGCGUACACAUCCAUCGUGUAUGGGAACGGGCCGGGCUACCAGAUCACCAGCCAGGGCCGCCCCAAUUUGACCGAAGAAGAGAGCGGUAAGAGGGAUGGCGCUGCUGAAUUGGGGAGGCCUGGGGAGGGGGAGGCUGGACAGGGUGUGUGGUCAACAUUCAAGGCUAGUUUGACUCUAUGGCAGGGAUUCCAAGGCCACAGCAGACGUCACCCAAGGGUGUUAAUUGAGACGGCAGUGGUUGUGGUGUUUAACCCUCCCUAUGCCAUUUUCCGGGACGCGGGUGGCGCUGUGGGUUAAACCACAGAGCCUAGGACUUGCCGAUCAGAAGGUCAGCGGUUCGAAUCCCCGCAACGGGGUGAGCUCCCGUUGCUCGGUCCCUGCUCCUGCCAACCUAGCAGUUCGAAAGGACGUCAAAGUGCAAGUAGAUAAAUAGGUACCGCUCCAGCGGGAAGGUAAACGGCGUUUCUGUGCGCUGCUCUGGUUCGCCAGAAGCGGCUGAGUCAUGCUGGCCACAUGACCCGGAAGCUGUACGCCGGCUCCCUCGGCCAAUAAAGCGAGAUGAGCGCCGCAACCCCAGAGUCGGCCACGACUGGACCUAAUGGUCAGGGGUCCCUUUACCUUUAUGCCAUUUUCCAGAUCUGAGGUUCAAACGCCUCCACCCACUUAUUGUUGCACCAAUCCACAUUAAACGCUUAACCCUCCACUCCAUACUUGCUUUAAAGUAAUACCCACACAUUCCCCAAAACUAAGGGAGAUCCUGUUACUGAUCUUCCACAUUAUGUGUGGCCUGGACCCUAAACCUGUCCAGUGUCCUUCGCAGUCGUAGGCAGUAAUACUUCUGAAAACCAGUUGCUGGAAACCACAGGUUUCCACCAGGCAUCUGGUUGGCCUCUGUGAAGGGCCCUUGGCCUGAUCCUGCAGCCUCUUCUUAUGUUCUUCCAUUCCUCUCCCUAGAGCGUGACGACUACCACCAGCAAGCUGCGGUGCCCCUUGACUCGGAAACCCAUGGGGGCGAGGACGUAGCCAUCUUGGCAAAGGGCCCCAUGGCUCACCUAUUCCAUGGGGUGCAGGAGCAGACGUUUGUUGCCCAUGUCAUGGCAUACGCCGCUGGCAUAGAACCAUACCAGGAGAAUGGCCUGGACUUUAACUCUGCCAGGUUGACAAAACCCACCUUGGUGACUCUUCUCUUGGCCUCCUUGCUCCUUUGGGCCUGUUAAUCCUCCCCUGGACAACAACUCGGGGUACAUCUCUCUCCUCUUUCUCUCCUCUGGACAUUGCUUCCAACUCUGAUGCCACAUAGAAUGCACCCUCAAGAGCUUUGCUUCUUAAGCUAAACAAGUGUUCUCCAUCCUGUUGAAGGCUGAAUCAAUGAAUGUCUUCCAUCUUGUUCCACCAAAAGUGGGGUUGGCAGUUCCAGUCAUGGUGUGAACAUGCAGGAGCACACGCAGGGGUAUCCCUCAUUUCAAGGAAACAUGAAUUCCACUUCUGACACCAGUGUUGCACACUACCCCCCAAUCUCUGAGCAGUGUGAGAUUCCAGUGAUUCCAGGUGCUUAGGAGUCGGAAUGAGGAACAGCGGAGACUGUGGUGCCUCAAAAGAGGGUGACAUGCUCACCUUCAGACCCGAGAGCUGCUCUCCUACCUAGACCUGAACGGUGGGUGGUAGUGAACCAAAAGCAUGCUGCCAUGAAUGCCACAGGGAGACCAUGCCCAGCUUCUAGAAUGCCAAGCAAUGCUCAAACCCUGCAGUGCCCAAAUCCUCCGUUUCUCGUAAUCAUUGUUACUAGCAUUGAUAGGUAGAGGCUGGAGCAGUGUGUGUGUGUGUGUUGUGCAGUUUGAAAGGAGAGGUUCCUUGGGCAGCUGACAGGCUCCUUCCCAUCAGCUGAUUCUUCACUCCAUGCCAGUUAUCAUGGAGAUGUGACAUGAUGGUUCCUAACCCAACCAUCACACUUCCACCUGGAUUUGCCAUGUCUGACUGGGAAUGGUCUCUUAAAUAACCACCUGUGCUCCAGAUCAGGACCACAAGGGAGCUUCCAGGGACUGUGCUGAGGAGGGCUUCACUGAGGAAGAAUGGUGGGAGUCACCCCCUCUUCCUGAUCCUGAAUCUUCCCAGGAGCAGGAGGACAGUAUAGAUUUGGAACAGUGGUUUGCAGAGGGGCUUAGUUCAGAAGGCAGAAGCUGGGAAAUACUGGAUGGGGAACAGCUAGCAGAAGAAACACUAGAAGAGAGAGAGUCAACAGAUUCACGGUCUCUGGAUAGUAUCCACCCCCUUCCCCCAAAGUCCUGGAGAGCUCAGAAAGUGUCAGAACAGAAAACACAGAGGCUCCAAGCUCAGAUUACAAGAUGUAGAAGUGAUGUAGAUUAAUAGGGACGGAUCAGGGAGUGAACUUAAUUGGGAGCACCACCAUUCUAGUCAGAUGCUUUUUUUGUGUCCCUUAUUAAAGAAACUAACUGGUAAGAACUCUCUUUCGCUUGAUCUGCUCAUUUAUGGCCACGGGGGGAGGAAGCGGAUUCCCUGAAGCCUGACAGGAGCACAGAGAUCGGCUGUUUUGGUUUCUGAUUGGCUGCGCCUCCAUCUUGGAAUUCUUCCUCCCAGAGAAUCUGAGCCCAAGCACCUUCUGGAAGUGACAUAAGUGAUAAGGCUCUCCGUGGCCACUAACCUCAAUGGCUGUGUUCUGUCUCCACUGUUGGAGGGAGCAAUUUUUUGCAUACAAGUUGCUGGAAACCAGAGGAGGGGAGAGUGCUAUUGGGCUGAUCCUGUGUACAGACCUGAUCCUGCGUGCUCUUCUGAUGUUCCUAAGCAAGACAUUUUAAUUCAAUUCUGUUAAUUCAUUAAAUUAAAUUAAAGGAUGAGGUAGCACAG
Molecule: messenger RNA, 26691 nt
Organism: Podarcis lilfordi (Lilford's wall lizard)
Lineage: Eukaryota; Metazoa; Chordata; Lepidosauria; Squamata; Lacertidae
Source: the annotation of a GenBank genome assembly